AUGGACGUCGUCAGAGGAUUAUUCAAGAAGAAAGGACUGUCGUCGAGCGAGGCGAAUAAAAACGACAGCUUUCGGAACCGGUACGCCAACGACGAGAGCUUAGAUGAGGAUUUUAAUUGGACAGCAACAGCAACAGCAGGAGCAACAGCGACGGCGAGCGAGGGAGGAGGGGAAGGAGCGCCUCGGAAUACUAAUACUAAUAAUCCGCCGCCGCUGUACGAACAUCGACCGCCUCCGAGAACACGGACGACGGUAUCGAUUGAAGACGAACGAGAAAUUCUCGCAGCGGCGGCGAAAGCGGGGAUUCGAAUCAACGGUCGAGUACCGGAAGUUGGCGAUUUCUUCGCCCAAGCCGCCGCCGCGGGCGAACCCGCGCCGACGAGAACGCGAAGACAUCGACGAUGGAUUCGAAAGCGGAGAGAGAACGAGAAGGAGGCGACGAGGAGAUAUCAUCGCGAGGAUCGCGAGGAGGGAGUGGUAGGAGGAGGAGGAGGAGAAGAAGAUGAAGGAGUAGGCGUUGCGAGAGCGUACCCGCGAGGGGAAGACGAACGGUUCGAAGAGGAGACGAGGAGGGCGAUGGAGGAGAGUCGGAGGGCGUGGGAUGCGGCUGCGGCGGCGGCGGCUGCUGCGGCGUCGGGUAGUAACAACAGUGGUAGUCAUAGCAGAACGAGGGAUAGGAACGAUGAAAACGACGAAGACGAAGAGAAACUUAUGAAAAUCGCGAGCGAAAUGUCCAAAGCGGCGAACGGGGAGAAAUUGAAUUCAAUUCAAAGGCUCGUUUCUGACCUCGAUAUUAAUUCUCGUCUGAAGGCGGCGAAUGUAAAUAAGACGGCAUCGGGCGCCGCCGCAUUGGAAGCGUCGACGGGACGGUCCGUCGGUCGGAAAUUCGCCGCUCGCUUUCAUUUGACGCGAUGUUUAUCCGAAUUUGACGUGUUGGAUGAAAACGCGGAUGGAUUUUACGAUUUUUGGCGAGACGAGAACAGCUCGACGUCGCUUCUAUUCGGCGGCGAGGACGCACCGCUGCCAGAUUUGGGGGAGUUGUUGUCGCUGAGGAAGCAAGGUGCAAGCAACGAUACCCCGAACGAGGAGCAUGCCAUCGCUUACGUAGUGGAUAGAAAGUCGGACGAUAUUCUAAACUCUUUGGACGAGCUCGCGAGAAAGAUACACGCGCAAGACCCUUCAGACGUGGUCGCGAGAGCAAAGGCUCUCGCGAUGCUCGUCUCCAAUCGGUUAGGAGGUGCGUGCGAAACUGAAACGAAAGCCUUCUCUAUCCGCGCGACUGCGAUGCGUGACGAAACGAAAUUGAAAAAAAUCAAUGCCAGCUGCGUCGUACACAUCGGGCAUUUAAGUAUCGGCGCGGAAAAGCAACGUGCGAUUCUUUUCAAAGCUUUAUCUUCGUACGCGGAGGUUCCGUGUCGGUUGUUACGCGGUGGCGUUUAUUGCGACGGCGAUGAGGAUUGCGCGAAAAUAUUCAUCGUCAACAGUAGCAGCGAUAAUGCUACUAAUGGCGCAUCGCGGCAAACAUCAGACGACGAGGCGUUCUUCGCGUCGCUCGGAAACGACGUGGACGUGCGACAAAUCGAUUUGCUCAGAAAUGUAGGGAAGAUGACCUCGCCCGGCGGCGGCGCCGGCGGUAAAAAACCGCUCUCUUCCGUGGAGAAGGAGUUCUUCAGCGCGUCCACCGACUCUGCUUCCGCGAAUGACAUCAAUUUUGACUUCUUCUCUGCAUCAAACGGAGGAGGCGAAGCCAAGAAGAAAGCUCCUCCCUCUUCUUCCAACUUUAAUGAACAAAAGCCGCGAAGCCACGAAAAAGAUCUUUUCGACGAUAUGAUAUCGACGGCGUCGACGCCGUCUUCCUCGUCUGCGAGUCUUUUCGACUUGUCCGAAGUGAAGAUGAAGACGAGUGCCGUUCCCGCGAAAACGUCGUUAACGCCAAAGGAAGAAGCAGCUGAAAAGAAACGAAUUCUCAUCCGUCGCCAAGCCGAGCGCAUCCUCGAGGUUCAAGAAGCCGAGGAAGAGAAGGAGCACACGCGCGAGAUCGAAUUGAAGUUUAGGCAUAAGUUUCACAAAAAGUGGGACAAAGUCGUCAAAAACUUAUCGCUGGGGGAAACGCUCGAAGUUUUCGGCGUGGAGGUGAAAGAUAAGAAGAGCACGAACGAGUUGCGGAAAGCCUAUCGCAGAGCUUUGUUGAAGUUUCACCCCGACCGCCUCGCUCGCGGCGGCGUUAGUGUGCACGACAAAGUGAACGGCGAAGAAAUCUUCAAGAUCAUCAACGGGAAGAUGGAAAAUUCUUAA
Molecule: messenger RNA, 2295 nt
Organism: Bathycoccus prasinos
Lineage: Eukaryota; Viridiplantae; Chlorophyta; Mamiellophyceae; Mamiellales; Bathycoccaceae
Product: enhanced disease resistance 1
Exons: 2
Coding region: 1-2295 (764 amino acids)
Source: RefSeq, a predicted model, not a curated record